Messenger RNA from Penicillium digitatum Pd1, 2196 nucleotides. The record is from RefSeq and is a predicted model, not a curated record. NCBI's taxonomy places the organism in Eukaryota, Fungi, Ascomycota, Eurotiomycetes, Eurotiales, Aspergillaceae.
AUGGUUCGUCAUCUAAUCAAAGCAUGUCUAGUUGGUGGUAAUGCGAUCUCUGCCUUUCUCUCAUGGCGACUUCAGGCGACAGCCUCCUGUGAUGUUACGCUAGUCUGGAAAUCCGGAUAUGACUCCGUGUCUCAAUACGGUGUCUCGUUUAAAUCAAAAGCAUUCGGCAAUGAACGUUUCAAACCCCGACAUGUUGUUCGUGCUCCCGAAGAAGCUUCAUCCCGUGAACAUGUCUACGACUAUGUCAUCCUCUGCGUGAAAGCGCUGCCGGAUGUCUACGACCUUGCCUCCGUGAUCGAAUCCGUCGUCACCCCCCAGCACACCUGUAUUCUGCUGAAUACUACAAAUACUCUCGGCAUCGAAGCCCAUCUUGAACAAAGAUACCCUACCAACGUCAUUCUUUCGCUUGUUUCCAAUGUGGAAAUCUCCCAAACGGGGCCGAGCGAGUUCGAACAUCUGAGCUCAAGCGAGAUUUACGUGGGCGCAACCAACAAAUCUUCCGCCAUUCCGACAUCAGUCCAGAGCGACAUGGCAGCCGCAUUGGCGGUGACUUUGAACUCUGGUCAGGUCAACUGCAAGGUUUCGGAUAAUAUCAGACAGGAGCAGUUCGACCGCAUGAUAGGCCCGGUCGCGUUCCAUCCCGCAAGUGUCGUGUUCGACACCCCAAACCACACACAACUCCUCGAAAAGACCGGUGUUCGUCCACUGGUAAUGGGCAUCCUUGACGAGAUGAUGGAAAUCGCCUCUGCGCAAGGUUGCUCAUUCCCCAGCGAUUUCCGGGAUAAGACGGUCCAAAAAAUGAUUGCGUUGGACUCUCCAACCACAAUGUAUUCAGAUUUCCAGGGCCGCCGCCCCAUGGAGGUGGAGACUUUCCUAGGGUCACCAAUCAAGUUGGCAAGCGAGUCUAAUGUUCGCGUCCCCCGAAUCGAAACCAUGUACGCAAUGCUACAUCACGUCAACAUCGCAAACCAGAAGCCCCGGCAGGAGUCUCCACCUGCAUCCGUCACGGGUCAACCGCCUCCCCGAAUGUCUUCUGCUCCUCCACAGCAGCGACCCAUGAUGAAUGGGGGCCCGCAAUCUUUGCGUGGAAGUCGAACACCCUCGGGCGUGGGCAUGCCCCCGCAACAAAGACGAGGCCCACCACCUGGCAUGAUGCCGAGAGGCCCAGGUGGAUCGAUGCCACCGGCCAACCGAGUUCAGCGCGACCCCUCGCUGGAGGGACUCGAGGAAUUCAGCCAUUUGGUUCUCUAUGACGAACAGGGCGAACCAAGUGUACCGCAACAGAAUGGAAAUGGACACCCCGAGCCCGCCCCGGGCCCUGUUUCUGAGUUGACGUUACGGGAGCGAGAGCUGGCUCUUCGUCAACGCCCAGGACGUCGUGGACCGCCUCCCUCCCGGCCUGCUACGGCCUUUGACGAAGAAGAUGAGGAUUAUUUCGACCCGAUGGAUAGCAUGGGCAUUCCGCACAUCGACCCUGACAGUGUCGACAUGAUGAGCAUGACUUCCCGGCGAGGGCGUAAAGGCCUCAGCCAUAGCCAGAUCCGUAAAAACCCUGAAUUUGGUGUAAACACGGGGGGUAGCCGCCCUUCAUCAGCCUUCAACCGCUACUUUGGCAGAAAACGCACGAGCGACCGUGUGAUGCAAGAAAUCCCGGGUCUCCAUGAUUCAUUAAUGGACAGUCCCAUGAUGAGCUACUCCUCCAACCGAUAUGGAGCCGUGGACCGAAACCAGAUGCACGUGGAAUCUCGAGCCAAUUCCUUAACGGCCAGCCACAAGGGCGACUACCCACCUCGACCCUUCUCACAGAACCGGCGAAACAGCCAGACUCCUGUGCCUCCAUUCGGCGGACCCCCGGGACCCCAAGGACCUCCUGGCACAGGAGGCCCGCGGAUGAGCCGACCUGGUGGGCCUCACAAUGCUCAGCCCUCACCUCCUGGCAACAUGCGUACGCCGGCACCGCGGUAUCCUCCGGGACAAGGAAACGCGGCAGGGCCGCAGCAAGUUGACCAACACUAUGGGGUGAGCAAUGCGUUCCCUGCUAAGGGUCCUCCUAAGAACCAAAAUCUGACCAGCAGUGCGAGCGCCAGCGCGGGGAGUGGUGAUAGUGGAGCCAGUGCAAAUCUUGAUUCCGAGCCCUCAUCCCACAGCAGUCAGGUCAGCCUCGGCGGACAGGGGGUCGCGGCGCCCGUUCGCUAA